This is a messenger RNA of Symbiodinium pilosum, 2847 nucleotides long. Lineage: Eukaryota; Dinophyceae; Suessiales; Symbiodiniaceae. The record is from the annotation of a GenBank genome assembly.
AUGUUAGGCUUGGAUGCGGUAACGAAUUCUGGCGAUUUAAAAGAUCCAGACAAGUUGAGGAGCCAGUUGCAGCAAUUGAAAAGUGGCAAUGUGGACGGCGUCAUGGCCGAUGUGUGGUGGGGUGCAACAGAGCCGAGUGCAAAAUCCUACAAGUUUGAUGGCUACAGACAGCUGUUGGACAUGUGCAAGAGCACUGGUCUCAAGGUGCAGCUGGUGACCUCGUUCCAUCAGUGCGGUGGUAAUGUGGGUGAUACAUGCGACAUCCCCCUGCCAGCAUUUGUAACUGGACAUCCAGACAUCUGGUACAAGGACCAGCACGGGCAUGAAGACAAGGAAUAUAUUUCCCUUUUUGCUGACAACGUCACGAUUGAAGGUCGAACUCCUUUGCAAAUGUACAGUGAUUGGUUCGACGCUCUCUCAUCGACCUUUGCAGCUGAUAUGGGCAGCGUCAUUGAGGAAAUCCAGGUGGGCAUGGGGCCUGCUGGCGAGCUCAGAUAUCCUGCCUACCAGCUAUCUGAGUGGAAAUUCUGUGGCAUCGGCGCCUUUCAAUGCUAUGAUGCCAAUGCGCGUGCAAGCCUGGCUGCAGCUGCGAAGAGCGCAGGACACGAAGACUGGAGCAACCCUCCUGCCGAGGCUGGAGACUACAACAGUCAUCCAGGUGAUGCGGCUUUCUUCCAGAGUGGCUACAAGUCGGACUUUGGAAGGUUCUUCUUGAAGUGGUAUUCUGGUGCCCUUCUGCAGCACGGUGGCGAGGUUCUGAAGCGGGCUCAGCAGGCCUUCUCCAAGUCAGGCGUUCGCUUGGCGGGCAAGGUGGCCGGCAUCCACUGGUGGUACAAAAGCGAACACCAUGCAGCGGAACUUACCUCAGGUUACUACAACGCAGACGGCAAUGACGGCUACGAUUCCAUCGCAGCAGUCUUUCAAACUGUAGGUGCAGGCAUUGACUUCACUUGCAUGGAAAUGGCCGACUCAGAGCAGUCUUCUGAUUGUGCUUCGGGUCCAGAGGAGCUUGUGCAACAGGUGGUGAAGGGUACCUCCGCGCACGCCAUCGCUCUGGGUGGUGAGAAUGCCCUUCCCCGGUUCGAUGACACUGCCUACGGCAGGAUCGAAUCCUACAAGUCAGGCAUGAAUGUGUUCACUUACCUUCGCUUGGGCGAUGAUUUGCUGAACGGAGACAAUUGGAAUCGCUUCCAGGGCUUCGUGAACCAGCAUGGCAGCAAGGCCAUGCCGCAGCUCAGCCAAGAGGAGGUAAACAUGCGACAGAAGCUCCAGCGUGCGCAGGAGGCUGCGAGGAACGAAUCUCACACGGAGCUGGGCCGUUGGAAGAAACAGGUAGCUCAGCUAGACAGCGUGCUUGCAGAGUCAGACGAGGCCCAGCGGUGUGCGGCUAAGGUGCUGAAGCAUCAGAGGUAUGGUCGCGUGCUGCUCAUGUUGAGCUUCGGCAGGCAGGCUGUGAAUGUCUUCUUUGACGGCGUCAAUGCCGCUGCGCUUCCUGCAGUCGCACCCGAUAGUACAAGACGUGACAGGUGUGGCCGCGCCUUUUGGAGUUUCCCUGUGUACUCAGCCAGUGGAGCCAACACAAGAGGCCCACUGCUGCAGGGUAGGGCGCUGAUCUUCGAGUCCGGGAACGAAGAGCAGACGAUCCAGGCAGCUGUGGAUGAAGAUGGGGAUGUUCUACAAAUCACUUCAGGCUACGAGUGUCCUUUUGGGACACAGCUGUUAGCAGACUUUGACCAGUGCCGCAGCGCUGCAGGAGGUUUGGACCUGCCAUUCCGAUUUGACGGUGCCCGGCUGACGGGCUGCCGUUUGCAGCGGCUGGCAAACGUCAUUGUGUUCAACGGGAGGAGUCAUGAAUCGGACAACUUCACUCAGCCAAUUUGCGUCAGACGAUUCUUCAGGCACUUGGCCUGGGAGGCUGCGCAAAAAACAGAUUCUGAGGCUAAGGGCCUGCGGCUCUUCUGCUUCGCCUGGACCACCUGGAAGCCUGCAGACUUAGCCCUCCUGGAUGAAGUGAGGCACACAUUCCGCAAGUGUGAUGGCUACAAGAUCUUCAGCGACCGCAUGCCGCAUGGGAAGGACGAUGCGGACGUGGUCACAGUCAGGGUGCCACACCAGCCUGCCGGCCGAUCGGAUGCGAACUGGCUUUACCACAGGAAUAUGGUUGGGCUAAUGCCAACGUGGAAGCACAUGUUAGAGUCCGAGACGCGCGAACAGUUUGAUUGGUUUCUGAACGUCGAAUUCGACCACCUCCUCUUCCCGUCCCUCCUGCGCUCCACCAUUGCCGAAUACCUGAGCAUUCUUCAUACUGGUAGGAAGGAGCAGCAGCGCAACGUUCGGGGACCUCUACUGCUGAUGUUUGGUAAUGCCUUUGUCUUCAACAAGGAGCUUGUGACCAUGAUGCACGACCAAUGGGCCAGCCUUGGUCAAACUGCACCAGCUGGCCAUCCUGCCGUGGGUUGUCCAAGCUUCAUGGAGGGUCGCUUUGAAUGGCCGGAUUCCUGCUCACAGGACAUCGUCUACCCCAACAUGGUUUCCGUGGCACUGGCCCCACCUGUGCCAGCCUAUGGCGCAGCCGGUUGCGGGCAGAAACCCAAUGAUUUCCCGCUGGCCUGUUUUGAGUACAGCCGUCAGCCCGUUGUGGACACUGGACUGGAUCAGCUUGGCCUUGUCCGUGAGAUUGCCAACGUGCGAGGCUUGAGCAGCGAGGCGGAGGCCGAAGCGCACUACGCCGGUGGCCCCCUAGCCCCACAUGCAGAACUGCUUUUCACAGCGAAGGAUGUGCCGCUUUUUCACCAUCUUGGAGAUCCAGCAGCCCGCCGCACGGCAAGGGAGCUCCUGGACGCCUGA